CACAACUCCGCGGUAUACUAUGCUGUCUAUAUAUGUUCUCUUAUUUUAAGAUAAUCUUAUGAGUUUAUAGAUCUUUACAUACAUUACAUCAGUACUUUCCUCUCUACAAACUUAACAAUUCAAACGAUUACUUGUCUUAACCUUACAUGGUCUGAAAAAAUUCUCGCUGCAAUUUUUUGACUAUAUAUUAUGGCAACAGUGUGGUACACUAUGCUGUCUACAUGCCCUCUUGUUUUGAUAAACAACAACAGUAAUUGUUUAUUUACUCUUCUAAAUUGAAUUAAAAUUUCAAACUUAUUACAAUAUUUUAUAGUUUUGACAUAAAUGGAGAUCCGUUGUCGGAUGUGUGCGGAAAUUUUCCACAAUAACAUCGACGUAUCCGAAAAUGCCAGCUUUUUAUCCAUGGCAAAUCACUUCUUCCAAAUUAAAAUUACCAUAGAAGACAAAUUGCCCACAACAGUGUGCGAGGGCUGUUUUGACUUUGUGGAACGCAUCUGGCAGUUCAAAGGACAAGUUGAUCGAGCUCAAAUACUACUAACUAAUAUCUUAAACAGCAUAGAAAAACUUCCGAUUCAUGUUAAUGAAACGAGGAUACCACCCCUAUCUUUGACCAACGAGGAAACCAAAUUUCCCAUAAUAGGUACAAAUAAUGUGGAAAUUAAUACUGUUAUCAUUAGUACAGAAAAGCAAGUGGAUGAACAGAAGAGUUCAUAUCAUGUCCAAAGUGCCGAGGCACCUAGCUAUGGUAGAAGUGAAUCUCAACAAAUUGAUGAGAAGCUAAGUCAUUGUAAAAAGUCUAAAAAAUCAUCAACUGCCAGUAAAACCAAGGCGAAACUGGAAGAACUUAAUACCUUUACAGAAAUAGAGUUCAUCAAUCCAGACAGAACAGUAGUUCCGAAUCCAGGAAUUCACGGAUGGGAUGCCUAUCCGUGGACAUGCUGCGAUUGCAGUUUAGUAUUUUUGCGAGCCGAACUUCUGAAAGAUCAUUGUGUCGCGGCGCAUAAUAUUGUCUCAGUAAAGUAUCUAUGUGCAGACUGUCCUAAGGUUUACUCCAAAUACGUAAGUUUUAUCAAUCAUGUAAAAUAUCACAAACCAUUUUUAAAAUUCUGCUGCGACGUAUGUUACAAAUGGUACGAAACGAGUAAGGAAAUAAAAGAGCAUCAAAUCACUCACGUUGAGGAUGAACCUUACCAAUGUACCACUUGCGGCAAAAGGUUUAGGGUGCAAUCCCUAUUGACUGUCCACAACCGAUCUCAUUUGCCUAGUAGCGUUAAGAAUUGUUAUCCAUGCGAUCAGUGUCCCAAAAAGUUUGGAACAAAACCGAACCUUAUCGCACACAAGAGGAUUCAUUUAGGUAUUAAAGAUUACAGCUGCAAUCAGUGCGGCAAGAGUUUCGUUCAAAAAGGGAAUCUGGACAACCACUUACUUAUUCAUAACAGUAAUAGACCGUUCAAAUGUAACGUUUGUGAUAAAACGUUUAAGUCUUUGAUUCGCCUUAGGAACCAUAGCUCCAUCCAUUCGGGGCUUAAACCCCACCAGUGUGACACCUGUAGGCGUCAGUUUAGAGAGAAAAGUACCCUCAGGGAACAUCAAAGGAUCCAUACAGGGGUUAUGCCUUUUACUUGCGAGUUUUGUGGUAAAUCGUUCAGGUUUAAAGGGGUACUUACUACACACAGGAGACAACACACCGGGGAGCGUCCGUACUCGUGUACCGAAUGCCAACACCACUUCACCGAUUGGCCAAACUACAACAAACACAUGAAACGACGGCACGGGAUCAACACGAGCGUAAACUGUAGGACGUUACAGGAGAUUCCACCUACGGGAAAACCGAACCGUAAUCCCCCGGGGACGGUUUUGGCGGCCCCACAGGCACCGGUGGUCCAUGUGAUAUGUCAAACGAAUAACGGCGGCUCGUUGGAGCCCUACCGAGAACCACCCGCUCCCACGUUCUUUCCCGUUUUGGGGUUGUACGGUAUAUCUGACGAUAUGUCGAAAGCGGUGGUUGGGCACUUUGAUUAGGUUUACGUGUAUCAAGAGCAGAAUGCAACACUAGGUAUCCUUUGGUGUGACCCUCAAAUCACGAGCCGGUUUUACCCACUAACCAAAAGUCUUUAUUUUACUCUCGACACGUGUUUCGCUUAAAACUGUCUCAAUCUUCUCGCAGAUGCUAACAUCGUUAGCGAAACACGUGUCGUCGAGAGUAAAAUAGGAAGUUUUUGUCUCGUGUAUUGAAUCCCUCUUAAUGUAACACAGUUAUAGGCUUGGCACUUAAUUGUUUGUAAACAUUCUGAGUUAUAUCCACGCUGUGAGUGAAUAAAUUUUAAAGCUUUUUAACACCAAA
This is a messenger RNA of Anthonomus grandis grandis, 2344 nucleotides long. RefSeq names its product gastrula zinc finger protein XlCGF26.1-like. Gene Ontology annotation, molecular function: zinc ion binding; RNA polymerase II cis-regulatory region sequence-specific DNA binding; DNA-binding transcription factor activity, RNA polymerase II-specific. The transcript has 6 exons. Lineage: Eukaryota; Metazoa; Arthropoda; Insecta; Coleoptera; Curculionidae. The coding region runs from base 325 to 2022 and encodes 565 amino acids. Gene Ontology annotation, biological process: regulation of transcription by RNA polymerase II. The record is from RefSeq and is a predicted model, not a curated record. Gene Ontology annotation, cellular component: nucleus.